GCGCGCGCGACGGGCGUGGGCCUCCCGGCCGGCAGGGGGCGCUGCGGCCGUUCCCAAGCGCCGCCGGAUUGCGCAGUCAUGCUCACCGCCACCGCAGAGGUGCCGACUACUGCGGACGCCCCCGGAUCUGCGGAGCCGCCGUGGGCCUGGAGAGACGCCCCGAUCGCCACCUUGGUACGGAGGAUCCAGCAGCUGCAGAAUGAACGCGCGCAGGCCUUCCGCCGCCUGGACCAAGCUCACCGCCAGUACCUGCGCAGUGGCCAGCACCACGACUUCCCGCGUUAUCGGAGCGUCGUGCACGAGGUGACCCAGGUCUUCGCCGCCGCCUCGCGGGAGGUGCUGGCGGUGGAAGCGGAACUGGCGGGGCCUCGCGCGCAGCUGAUGCUCGCUCGCCACGUGCGCAGCCUGCAGGAGCUGGAACAGACGCGCCUGGCCACAGUGGCGCUGCUGCAGGUGAUGGGGACACCAGGAGUGUCAGGACAGGAGGACCCUGAAAAGUUGCGCCAGCUGAAAAUAAAGGUAAUUAAAACCAUGGAGGCGAUCAGCGAGGUUCUGCAGGAACUCAGGUUUGAUGCCGAAUCUGCAGAGUGAGGGCGGCUCCCAAGGGACCAGAGGAAGAUGGGAAAAGAGGCCCAUGGCGUCCAGCCCAGCCCUGACCGCCAGCUGGCUGGGGUCGUGCCCCGCCGGGCUGCCCUCCAGCGCGCCUCACAAAAUAAAGAAUUCUCCCUCUGCA
Molecule: messenger RNA, 733 nt
Organism: Peromyscus maniculatus bairdii (prairie deer mouse)
Lineage: Eukaryota; Metazoa; Chordata; Mammalia; Rodentia; Cricetidae
Gene: Rex1bd
Product: required for excision 1-B domain containing
Source: RefSeq, a predicted model, not a curated record